UGCGCGCGCGUGUGUGUGUGAAAGAGAGAUGUGUGUGUGUUUGUGUGUACGCGCGCGCGCGCCUGUGCACGAGAGAAAGGGGUUUGCCGUUCCUCCGAGGUGACGUCACGAGUUUUCCUGAAAGUCAAAACAACCGUUGGAUGCGGUAACGGUCAGCAGUCGUGUAGCUUCUCGGAAAUCCGUUUGGUGACGCUUUUAACGAUCAUUUCUGAGCAGUUGGCCGUUGCUGGACAGUUUAGCUAAGAUUUACGUUGCUCACUCAGAAGGGAGGAAAGAAAAAAAACAAUAUAUAGAAAUAUAAGUCGAGCGGUUUAUGAACAGCAGGUGCACGGGGAUACCACCGCACCUGCCGCUACAGGCUGAGUCACUGCUGGUGAGGAGGAAGGUCUGGAGAGGGAACGAGAGAGGAGGAGGAGGAGGUGGAGGAGGAGGGGGAGAAGAAGAAGAAGGGAGGGAGGCAGGGAGAUAAGCCACAACAGGAAGCAAAACGACACACACACGUACACAUACACACCGCGUGUUUGUGUGUGUGUGUCUGAGAGAGAGACUGCGCGAACGAGAGGGUGAACGGGAAAGGAAGGGAGGGAGAGUGACGCGGAGACUGGGAGAGCCGGCCCCCCCCUCCUCUCCUCCUCUCCCUCUCUUUCUCUCCUCUCCUCCUCUCCUCCCCUCCUCCCUCUCUCUCUCUCUGUGGAGCAGGCGUGUAGCGGCAUCAGACUCGGCGUGAAGGAACCAUGAGCGAUGUCACCAUCGUUAGAGAGGGAUGGCUCCAGAAACGGGAGGAGCAGGGUCGGGGUGCUGACUCACUGUCCAGGUCGUGAUACAGCAAAGACUGCAGUCUUAGUCAUUAGACAGCUUUUUACUGAAACGAAACAGCAAGAGAGACUGAGAAAGAAAAAGUGGUUGUAAACAGGGUCAACCACACCACACAUAAUGGUUGAAAGUGGUCUACAUCUGGUUGCCAAGGACAACUGAACAACCAUCGCUGCCCUGAAACAUGGUGAAUACAUAAAGAACUGGCGACCGCGUUACUUCCUGUUGAAGACAGACGGCUCUUUCAUCGGCUACAAAGAGAAACCUCAGGACGCAGACCUUCCCUACCCCCUAAAUAACUUCUCUGUAGCAAAAUGUCAGUUGAUGAAGACGGAGAGGCCGAAGCCAAACACCUUCAUUAUACGCUGCCUCCAGUGGACCACGGUCAUCGAGAGGACCUUCCACGUGGACACGCCUGAUGAGAGAGAUGAAUGGACAGAGGCCAUCCAGAUGGUGGCUGACAAGCUGCAGAGACAAGAGGAGGAAAGGAUUCAGUGCAGCCCCACCUCCAACAUUGACAACAUGGUCGAGGAGGAGAUGGACAUCUCCACCACACACCACAAACGCAAGACAAUGAGUGACUUCGACUACCUGAAGCUACUGGGUAAGGGAACCUUUGGUAAAGUGAUUCUAGUCCGAGAGAAGGCCAGCGGGAAAUACUACGCCAUGAAAAUUCUUAAAAAAGAAGUCAUCAUAGCCAAGGAUGAAGUGGCUCACACACUCACAGAAAGCAGAGUACUGAAAAACACCAGACACCCCUUUCUCACCUCAUUGAAGUAUUCAUUCCAGACUAAAGACCGCCUCUGUUUUGUCAUGGAGUAUGUGAAUGGAGGAGAGCUGUUUUUCCAUUUGUCCAGAGAGCGGGUGUUCUCAGAGGAGCGCACGCGCUUCUACGGUGCCGAGAUCGUCUCGGCUCUCGACUACCUGCAUUCAGCCAAGAUUGUGUACCGGGACCUCAAGUUGGAGAACCUGAUGCUGGAUAAAGAUGGCCAUAUCAAGAUCACUGAUUUUGGCCUCUGCAAAGAGGGCAUCACAGACGCUGCUACCAUGAAGACCUUCUGUGGCACGCCAGAGUACCUCGCACCUGAGGUCCUGGAGGACAACGACUACGGCCGGGCGGUAGACUGGUGGGGUCUGGGGGUGGUGACGUACGAGAUGAUGUGUGGCCGACUGCCCUUCUACAACCAGGACCACGAGAAGCUGUUUGAACUCAUCCUCAUGGAGGACAUCAAGUUCCCGCGCACUCUGUCUGCCGACGCCAAGUCCCUUCUGUCCGGCCUGCUCAUUAAAGACCCCAACAAACGGCUUGGUGGAGGACCAGAUGAUGCAAAAGAAAUUAUGAGACACAGUUUCUUCUCUGGAAUUGACUGGCAGGAUGUCUAUGAUAAAAAGCUGGUUCCUCCGUUCAAGCCUCAGGUGACGUCUGAGACAGACACCAGAUACUUUGACGAGGAGUUCACAGCCCAGACCAUCACAAUAACUCCACCAGAGAAAUUUGACGAGGACGGGAUGGACUGUCUGGACAACGAGAGAAGACCGCACUUCCCACAGUUCUCCUACUCUGCCAGUGGGCGGGAAUGAACUGUCCAUAAUGUUGACGUCAUCACAGCUGGUCUCUGAGGUCAUCAGUGUGGGACAAAAAGACCCACAGCUUUGGACCAACCCAGAACAACCCUGACUUGAAGGAUUUUGCCCAUCUUCUCCUCCUCUCUUUUUCACCUCUCCAAUGUUACUCUCUUGUAUUUUUCUUUUUUUUUUUUUUUUUUUUUUACAUUUUUGUGAAUCCCUUUUUAGAGAGAUGCUUUCUCACAGGUACAAACUUCCAAGCAAAAUUACCCUCUAAUCCUGCACUGCAACUCUAGGUGAUCUGAACUGUGAUGGGAUCAGUUACUGUGUAAUGUCCCUUUAAUGAAAGGAGCAUCACCGAUGGCCUGCUGUGCUUUGAGGGUCCCGUCAAACCCACGUCUAAAAAAAAAAAAAGAAACAAACUAACCAGACACUUCUGAUCAAGAUAGACAACAGUUGAUGCAUUUUUAAAGAGACGUUUUGUCGCUUCUUAUCUGUACGAUGGAGAUACAGCAUUUUAAGUCAUUUAAAUCCAAACUGCCAUAACUGGUUGUAUCUCAGGCUUUUGCAAACAGACAGAUACUCAGACUCACACAGUCACUCGGGUCUGAUUUCAAAUCCUCACAUUGAUAAUUCUGGGAUUGACUGAGGCUGCCUGACGUUAAGAACGCAGUCGUCAACAGUGAGCAGAAUCCCACGCACCUCAUGUUGUAGACAGACUCGAGCAGGAUUUGACUCAGGUUUUGCUCAGUGCAAUUCAUUAUUGUUGUUGCUGCUAUUUCAACUACUACCACUCCUACUACAGGUACUACCACUCCUACUAUAACUAUACUACUACUGCUACUACUAAAACCCGGUGCUACACUAUUAGCUUAAUGCUGCAGGUCAUUACACAGGCGCCAGCAACACAUCGUCUAUGCUUGUACAGCUGCAGAACAGGUGUCGCUACUGCUCCUAAUGUACAGCUAUUACACAUCAACUCAAUAGAUUAAGAAGAUAAAAGGAUGUCAUGUUUGUGUGUGUGUGUGUGUGUGUGUGUGUGUGUGUGAGAGAGAGCAAGUGCAAGGUAUUAUUAUGGGUUUGUGUUUAAAGAACGCACCUCAAAGCACAGCAGUUCAGAGGGCUGAAGCUCCCAAACCCUGAGCUUUACUACGUUACCCAUAAUGCAGUGCAAGGUGGUUGAUUUAUCUGUCAACGCAGAGGUGAAAAUGAGAGGAAAACGGUUGACUUGAAUGUUCUCCCCAGAGGUUUUUUUUUUUUUUUUUUUUUUUUAAUGUUAAGUCCCUCGUGAGUUUUAAAUCUACUGUCCCAAAAGGGAAAAAACAAAAACGAAACGGUACUUUGUGUCGAUGAUGGAAAGCUUUACUGUGACAUAUUGUUAUCAUGGCUUUGGGAACCACACGGCUGUACCUCUCUGUCUUUGUGCAGGAAAGUGAAACUGCAGCAGGAACAGAUUCACCGCAGAGUGAAAAAGAGAAAUCCGGGAAGGCAGGGUUGGGCAUUGGCUGAGAUGAGAUGAGAGAGAGAGUACAGGUGUGUGUUGGUGAAGGCUGAGGCAGAGUUCAGAAAGAAAGGCGAAGUGGAAGUUGAGCAGAAAGAGAACAAGUGCAGCACAGAAGUCUGAAUGUAAAACGAUAUCUCUUACACGACACAUUACCUGUUUUUCCGCUGCUCUUAAGUCCAUAUGCUUUACUCUUGCACAUCCAUUUAAUUGCUAAUAGCUAGCAAAGGCGCUUUAUGGCAGAAAGUAUAAAAGGAUGGCGCUGGCCUGCAUGCUGUAGUCCUCCUCUGUCCGCACUACCAGUCCUGAGUCAAAGUGGCACUUAGAAGUCUUAUGAAAAAUACUUUUCUGUGAUCGAUUGAGCCUGUCUGGCACAGCUGAGGCAGCCGAAUAGUUCAAAAUGAGUACAAAUCCCACCCAGCUGGCACUCUCGACAGGCUCAAGCAAACGCUCCCAAGUAUUUGGAAGGAUUUCAGCUUUGAUUUGACCCAGGUCUGCGAGCGACUGAGGAGUUAUAGCUGUAUGUGCACGCUUAACGCCAAAACCAUUAGAAACCAGAGUUCAUAAAAUACCGCUUUGUUGCUUUGGCCACAGCACUUUCACAUCCACCACUUUUUAUAUGAUUCAGAGGAAUCUGAUUCAGCCCUGCUUUAAAGGAAGAUUUUUAGCUUUUUUAUGUUUUUAAGAAAAUGAGGAUUUGAAAGCACAUCUCCCCUCCACAUACGACCGAUAUCUUUGAUGUUGCUCUGAUGUCUAGAGUUGGCAAAACCUGGGUGAUCGUGUCCCUCAUGCCAGAGAUGUCCUAGCUGGGGCAAAAACAGACAAGUCAGUGCAGUCAAUCAGUGGGAAUUUUCAGUAAAUUGGUCAGUCUUUAUAAACUAAAGUGUUUGGGAAAAAUCCACUGAGCGAUCAUCGCAUCUUCACUGACUCCUCCUCCUCAUCUGUUUUAAAAAGUUUUCCCUCUGGUGAGCCCUCUAACUCUCCUUGUUCAAUCUUCUACUGAUUCAAGUUCAUUUACUGGCAGCAACAAAGCCAGAGGCUGAUUCUAAGGGUCAGAGAUCAUAAAAAAAAAAACACAAGAAAAAAGAAAUAUUUUCCUCCUACUUCUGUAAGUGGAGAAUGUGGAGCUUAGUAAUCCUCUUCAUCAAUGUGAGUUUUCCCUUAAUAACUAUGAAUCAGUUGUGGGCACAUGUAAUUUAACUUUGUCUCAGCUGUUAUCACCAAACAGAGGUUUUUCAACUGGAUGCUGAAAUUCAGUUUCAGCCUCCGCACAGCUUUACUGGUGCCCCUGACUGGUGUGAAUCUACAGUAUGUGAGAUAUCUGACGCUGCACUGACAGUGUUCACUCUUAAGCUGCUGCUGUUUGUACUGUACAUCUAUCACACAACAGAUCUGACUCCAAUAGUAUUUGAAUAAUAUGUAAAAUCCUUUCAAAGACUUCAGCUGCUCCGUAUUGAUCUUGCACGUUGUUAAUGAACCGACGGUGGCAGCCAAAAAAAAUCACAAACCAUGCUCCGCCUGGCGUUUAAUGCAGAUAAUAAGUAAACGGCUCAAGUGUUUGGAAGGAUUUCUGAUAGUAUUUGACCUCAUGUCCGCGACAGAAUCCCUCCCCUCUCUUCUCUCUCUGGUACUAGUCUACUAUCAUCUUGAUUAUUAACAUGAACAAGCAUGAAAUGCAUUUAUUUAUAAACAGCAAACAAAAAAUGGCAAACAUGUACAAAUAUUACAAAGUGUAACUGAGUUUUAAUUUCAUGUCCAUGUCCAUCUACUGUAGCUUUACAGCUGUGUGAGACAUUUCUGAGUGGGCCACGUUUCCCUGAAGCACUGUAAUACUGAAGUCAGCUCUGCUCCGUGACAUGACAGCGGAGCAGAGCUGAUGUCGACUCUGAGACAGUGUCAGGAAACCCAGCAGAUCCAGAAAGAUUCAGAGAAAAGCAGAUCAAACAGCCUUUUUCUGUCCCUCAUGCUGUCAGGAUGCUGGCCAGUGAGGCCACGAGGAUGUGAAAACAACAGAUUACCAUCAACAUGAAGCUGUUUUUUACACUGUACAUCCUUAGUAUUUUUACACAUAAAAUGUAUAUGAUAGGGAUGCACAUUAUUUUCCUUCUUACAGACAGCUUCAAUAAAGCACUAUGUCAAUCUGC
Molecule: messenger RNA, 6024 nt
Organism: Thunnus maccoyii (southern bluefin tuna)
Lineage: Eukaryota; Metazoa; Chordata; Actinopteri; Scombriformes; Scombridae
Gene: akt3a
Product: v-akt murine thymoma viral oncogene homolog 3a
Exons: 18
Coding region: 1138-2394 (418 amino acids)
Biological process (GO): protein phosphorylation
Molecular function (GO): ATP binding; protein serine/threonine kinase activity
Source: RefSeq, a predicted model, not a curated record